Molecule: messenger RNA, 1229 nt
Organism: Aspergillus versicolor CBS 583.65
Lineage: Eukaryota; Fungi; Ascomycota; Eurotiomycetes; Eurotiales; Aspergillaceae
Exons: 2
Coding region: 90-1202 (370 amino acids)
Source: RefSeq, a predicted model, not a curated record
GGCCCGCUGUGGACUACGAUUUUUGGACUUGGACUUUAUUCUGCCCGGUCCACUUGCCACUGUCUCGAAUACAUAAGCCUGUUCUGAAAAUGGUGUCGUUUAGAGGCACCUGUGUGCUUCUCGCCGUGCUACCGCGGGUCUUUCCUGCUGCAGCUGCCCCGACUCAGGUGGGCAAUGAGUUAGGUCUGGCCCAGCAUAUACCAGACAACCACUUUCCCUGUGGGUCUGGGGAGUGUGACAACGGGGAGGGUGAUGAAAAUGAUGAUAAGGAUCACUGCAGAGUUCAUGGCAAGAACCAUGACAAGGAUCAUGAUAAAGGAGAGGAUUGUGAGGACGACAAUGGAGAUGGUGAUGGUGAAGAUGGAGAUGGAGAUAAUACAGCCACUGUGACAAUCACCGACUGCCCCGACGUCCCAACACCAACUGUAACUGUCACCAUCACCACUCCCACAGACGACAUUGGCACCGGCACCGCGACAGUCACAGUCACAGACACGGUGGUCUCAAUCCAUACCAGCACCGACUGCACUGCUACAACCACCGACUACACAACCCUAACUACAGAAGGCCCCGUCGUGACAAGCACUAUCACCACCGCAGGCCCAACAGUAACUUCAACCACUACUGAAACGAUCGCCGACACAACCGUGACAGACCCAGGGGUGACGACAACAGAAACAAUCAGUAUAACGUCUUCCGAAACAGUCACCGACACUGCAACCGAAACAGACUUCCAGACCAUCACAGAGACAGAGACAGAGACACAGACGGAAACAGACACCGAGGUCCUAAUCCAGACCACCACCAUAACUGCAACCGAAACCGAAACCGAAACAGAGACUCAACAGGUCACGACGACAGUGACUGAAACAACUGAAGUCUGCACACCCACAGACGAACCUGAGCCCGGCCCAGACCCAGACCCAGACACCGAUUUCGGCAGCUGCUCAGACCCGUGGAUCACGUAUUUCAACAACGGGUGGACAUACGUGUACACCACGACGAACCAGGGUGACUUCCCAUUCGGCGAGUCCCCGACUAUCCACAGCCCUGGCGCGUUGAUCUGUAAUAGACUGCAGUCCCCCUGUAAUGCGCCUCCUGAGGUUGUGUCGAGGUGCUGGGAGAUCUUGGGAGAGGUGGAUGGGCUUUCUGGCGCUGAUGCUGCAAACAGGUGGAAUGAGUUGAUGGCUGCUGGCAUAUAAUGCAAUAGAAAGACGGUAUAAUACUGC